This is a messenger RNA of Suillus subalutaceus, 811 nucleotides long. RefSeq lists its product as uncharacterized. The record is from RefSeq and is a predicted model, not a curated record. NCBI's taxonomy places the organism in Eukaryota, Fungi, Basidiomycota, Agaricomycetes, Boletales, Suillaceae. The coding region runs from base 163 to 609 and encodes 148 amino acids. The transcript has 13 exons.
UACUAUAGUAGGCUGAGCGCUGCGCUCACAUCUUCUCGCGGUCUACCUGAAACAUUCACCGGCCCUAUAUAUCCUGUUACAGGUACUAUCAGCGAUGCUAGAUAGCACUCGAAAUAUUCUCACCUGAGAAUCAGAAAACGUCAGCAACUAAAUAUUCGCACCAUGACCCAAGUCGCGGAGGUAUACAGUUUUGUAAGCGCAAACAUGGCUUCCUUUAUGACUGGUCUUGUUUUCUUAAUUUUGACCGCACAAGUCUGGAUCUAUUUCUGGAGACAUAAAAUUCGAUCUCAGGAAAACAUGCAGAACAAAGUUAUUACAGUACUGGCCACUGGAAGUCCUGCUAGGGUAAUUAUUUCUCGGCUCUCGUCCAUUCAUACGAUGGAGUUCGAGGAUAGAUCUCGUUUCCUUGGCCAUCUGUUGACAGAAUGGGCGCUUUAUACCGGAAUGGGUUGCUUGACCACGUCCCUUGUGCACGGCGUUUUCGUACAUAGGGUUUUCAGACUUGAGAAAAUUCUUUAUGACAGACGGAGAAUAUCAUUCAUUUGCUUCAAACUACGUGAUGAUCUUAACUAUAAUGUCACGGUUAUUGUAAGUUUGUUCUACCUUUGAUCGGGAUGCAACUCACAAGGAUGAAGUGGUCUAUUUCGAUUUCACUUGGUUGUUCAGCGAUCAACGAUGUUCUUAUCGCUGGAACUUUGGCCUAUAUUCUCCACAAACACAGGACUUCGCCUCUAACGAACCAAAUGAUCACGAAACUCAUCAUAUUCUGCUCGCAAACGGGUUUGAUAACAACCGUGGCGGCAUCCAUCAC